AUGUCUGAUGGCCUCAGUGAGAUAGGUAGACGAUCUCUCAGUACCGGAGGGUCCUCAGUCGAGCUUAUCCUCAGCGAGAUCCCGUUCUUCAGCGUAGGCCUCCUUGGUUUCGGCGUUAUGACCUUCCUUCUGGCUAUGAAGAAGGUUAACUUGCUUUCGGUCUUCCUCUAUGCCUCGAUCCUGCUCAGCUUCAGCGGUGGUAUACUUGAUCUCAGCCAAAUUUUGACCCGAGGGACAGCAAAUGUCGAUCGAGGGCAAGGUGCCGACUCCGUUCGGGGAAUCAUAAAUACCCGAGAGGUCGUGUUCGCGUUCUCUGUCGGUCUCCGUUUCAUGUUCUACUGGACCUUGGUAGGAACAUGCCCACGCAGCGAGCGCAAGCCCCGGAACCGGAACACCCAACCACCACCGUCAUCAGAUGAUAGCAACCUUCAUUCCGCCAGUUGGAAUCGUUGGGGGAUUCAAGGCUUGGUCCUGAAGUACAUUUCCCUUCUGCUGGUCAUCCUCAUCCCUAUUCUGCAAAUCGUCUGGCGGGUGUCCCCCCAACAGUCCUUUAGCACAACGUAUAUUGCGGAGUCGGCGAUCGGGAUCGUCCUGUCCACCACAUUCAUUCUGAAAUUACUCUUGAACGUUUAUCUCUCUCCCCGGAAGCCUUGGUGGUUACAAUUUCGUUCGUAUCUCGCCCCAAUCGUAGGUUUGGCACUCAAUGUCAGCGUGGAUAUUGGUAACAUCUCCUCUUUUCGCUUCUCGGAGGGGACCCUUGGUCGCUUCUUACAGGCGAUAGAGAUGUAUAUCCUCGUGGAAUACCUUCUCAUCGCAACUUUCUACCGCCAAUCUCUACCUGGGAACAACUCGCCACUGCUGCCCACAUCCGCACAGGAGAAAGGCCCCCAGCGCCCAGCGGAAUUUGGGUCACCAAUCAACAAGGACAUGCCACCCAUACCGCCGUCACCCGUACCGAAGAGCCCAUCGCUUCCUCGGCAAGAGUUACCAACGGGCCCAAACAGUAGGUCGGGUCAUCAUUCUCACACAGCAUCCAUGCUUUCAAAUUGGAUUGCGUCGAGACGCACUUCACGACGACCUACCAGUGACGAUGGUCACCUUUGGGAUCGAGAUCUGGCAGACCAGGCGGAGCUAGGCAUGGCUGAUGGAGAUCUCGGGGUACCUCGACAAGAAACUCCUGACGUGGUGAGCCCCCUCGUGCAGGAGGCACUUGCCUACCAACAGAGCACCCCGGCGCCUGCCCCUGCGCCCCUCGGUCCCCGUUAUCCCAUACGCUCGUCCAGACGCACAGGUCUCAGAGCUAUCAGUGUAGUUGAUGUGCAGGCCAGGCCAACCGCUCCUUUGGAUGGGGCCGUUGUGCAGAGGGAGAGGGCAAAUACCGUACCGCUUGACGACGAUAGUCGUGUGUCCAUCUCAUCCUAUUAUGGGCUCGGAGGUUCACCGUCACUACCGCCUCCUCGGUUACUUCCUCUACUGAACCGAUUGUCUUCUGGCGCCUCGAGUGACGUAUCCAUCGGUGAAUUGCGCCGCCAACAAAGUGACCUCGACAAAAGUAUUGCCACUCUACGCCUUUUCUCCCCUCAAUCAACAACUCCCCCACCAAACCUCCUGACCUCAAGCUUCAGACAAUCAAUGGCACGAACAAGAAAUUCAGGAAAUACACUGGGUUCAGACGGCAGCUACAGAGCUGAAUCCGCUGCUGCCAGCGAGUUCUCUUUGAGCCAUUUCCCUGAUCCUCCGGAGGAAGAGGACUUGGCGAAUCCAAGGCCCCGAUCGAGAACCGGUACGCUCCCACCGCCAAAAGUCCCGCCAAUUGGGAUUCCUUCUCGUGAAUCACCUGAUUCUAGUUCACCGGAGCGUGCGCCUUCAACGCCGUGGUAUGGGUCAGCAGGAACGCAAGUCGACGUGACCUCGUUUCUCGGAGAAUGGUUGCCACCAAGUGGUACUAUGCCGCUCACGGGCACCCCCAACCCUUCUUCGAGUACACCUGCCCAACUCGACGCUCGAGAAGUACGGAGACCAGUGCUACGGCCACUACUCCUGGCGCCCUCCGCCGAUUCUAUGGUAGCGGCGCAAUCUGCGAUCGUGUACAACAGCCUCCCCGGCGCAACGAUCACGUCGCAACCCCCUAGUACUUCGCUACCUCGACCUGUCAGAACUGGCUUGCCGCCAAGACCUCGUAUUGCUAUCAGUGGGCCCACUGGACCGCGUCCAUCGCAGGCAAAGGAUUCAAUACCCCGACAACCAUCACUCAAACCACCUUCUAGAGAGAACAGUUGA
This is a messenger RNA of Pleurotus ostreatus (oyster mushroom), 2280 nucleotides long. RefSeq lists its product as uncharacterized. The coding region runs from base 1 to 2280 and encodes 759 amino acids. The transcript has 6 exons. The record is from RefSeq and is a predicted model, not a curated record. NCBI's taxonomy places the organism in Eukaryota, Fungi, Basidiomycota, Agaricomycetes, Agaricales, Pleurotaceae.